Molecule: messenger RNA, 363 nt
Organism: Auxenochlorella protothecoides
Lineage: Eukaryota; Viridiplantae; Chlorophyta; Trebouxiophyceae; Chlorellales; Chlorellaceae
Product: Acyl carrier protein, mitochondrial
Exons: 2
Coding region: 1-363 (120 amino acids)
Biological process (GO): fatty acid biosynthetic process
Cellular component (GO): mitochondrion
Molecular function (GO): acyl carrier activity; acyl binding
Source: RefSeq, a predicted model, not a curated record
AUGGCUUUCUUGCAGCGCACCGUGGCCGCUGUGCGACAGGGCGUGGUGGCCCGCCUCAACCUGAACGCAACCCCCUCCCUCACCAGCCUGCGCGGGUUUGCUGCCGCGUCAUACUUGGAUAAGGAUGAGGUGGUCAAGCGGGUGACGGAUGUCAUCAAGAACUUUGACCGCGUGGACGGCAGCAAGGUGACAGAAUCCGCAGCGUUUGCCAGCGAUCUUGGCCUGGACUCCCUGGACAGUGUGGAGCUGGUGAUGGCGUUGGAGGAGGAGUUUGCCAUUGAGAUCCCGGACCAAGAGGCGGACAAGAUCACAUCUGUCGCCGAGGCCGUGUCCUACAUCUCUGCCAACCCCAUGGCCAAGUGA